This is a messenger RNA of Fibroporia radiculosa, 564 nucleotides long. RefSeq lists its product as uncharacterized. The transcript has 3 exons. NCBI's taxonomy places the organism in Eukaryota, Fungi, Basidiomycota, Agaricomycetes, Polyporales, Fibroporiaceae. The record is from RefSeq and is a predicted model, not a curated record. Gene Ontology annotation, molecular function: oxidoreductase activity, acting on NAD(P)H. Bases 1 to 564 code for a protein of 187 amino acids.
AUGUCCGCACCGAAAGCUCUCUACUUGACCACCGCUAAAGGAGCAUUCACGGUAGGGGUGGCUCCCAUUAGAAAGCCCGGUCCAGGGAAGCUUCUCGUUAAGAUCCAUGCCACUGCUCUCAACCCUGCCGAUUGGAUACGACAUGCCCUUGACAUCAUGAUUGACAAGUACCCGACGAUCCUUGGCGAGGACCUCUCGGGCACAGUCGAAGAGCUCGGAGAGGGCGUGACGAGCUUUAAGGUUGGCGACCGCGUCAUCACUGAAGCCACUUUCAAUGUACUGGAGGGCGCAUCGUUCCAACAGUACGCGCUCGCGACUGCCAACCUAACAGCCAAGAUUCCCGACUCGCUCUCAUUUGAAGAGGCAGCUUCAAUUCCUCUGGGUAUCACGACAGCAGCAAUAGGACUCUACAGCAAGGUCGGGGGCGCUGGACUAUUCCCACCCUGGGAGGAAGGCGGGCGCGGUCUUUAUCGAGGAAAGCCAAUCGUCGUGUUCGGGGGAGCCAGUUCCGUUGGCCAAUUUGGUGUGUGGCAGGAAAUCAUCGUUCGUCCCGUCGCCGACUAA